AUGUUUGCAAUGACACCUGAAUUUUUCCAAUUUAUGAAGAAGUUAGAAGAAAAUGGGGAUAAGCUCACUUGUACUCCUCCAAGUGAACCGCCCCUUGACUUUGAAUUUGAUAAUUCUACAUGUCACGUGUGCAAUGGCUACUACGGGCCUAGUUUUGGAGAGCCAGUUUGCGUAACUUGCCAUGCUUUUCUCUUCCCAGACUUUCCAUCGUACUUGCCGUCGUCGUAUUUCUAUAGUGAGAAGACAGAUGACGGUGACUCUGGGAACGACGAGCCUUCGGACCUGAACUAUAGCUCUGAACGUAAAGUGAACAGAGCCUGCACGGUGCCCUCUUGGUGGUAUUAUAGAAGCUCACUGGACAGUGAAACUAGUCCAGAAGACGAAGCAAGUCGAGCGAGCAACUCUGGCGCCGGCGCAAGUAGCAGUGGCAACUGUAGCGGCGUGGGAGGUAAUGGCGGUGCGGGGAGGGGUGAUGGACGCAUAUGGCCAGAGGGACCGUCGCGACCUGAUGCACCACGAAAUGACGGAGUGCCUCGCAAUGAUGGACUGCCUCGCAACGAUGGCCCGCCACGAAAUGAUGGUCCGCAUCGGAAUGAUGGGCAACCUCGAAAUGAUGGGCCACCUCGGAAUGAUGGACCACCUCGAAAUGAUGGACCACCUCGAAAUGAUAUGCCUGUGCGGAAUGAUAUUGCUCCAAGGAAUGACGGAAUAUCUCGCAAUGAAGGACCAUCUCACGCUGAUCCUGGUCGUGCUGAAGGACCCUCAGCUGGCGCAGGUCGCGCUGUUGAGCCACCAGCUCGUGAUGACACUGCCGGACUAGGCCCGCCUCCUCACCCGCCUUGCCUUGCCCGCUCGUUACAAGCUCUUUCUACGCCCAGACCACCGGAUAAUCUAGCGCCGGGACUGGUGGAGCAGUUGCCUUCUGAAGUGCUGCUAUGCAUCUUCAGUUACCUGGACGACCUGUCCCUGUGCGCGUGCGCGUGCGUGUGCGGGCGGUGGUGGCGCCUGGUGCGCGCGCGCGUGUCGCCGCCGCGCUGGGCCUCCUUCACGCACAAGCGGUUCCCGCUCUACCGCCCGCUACUCGCCAACAUCGACUGGCAUAAGAAAUACCAGUGUCUGGUGGAGUCGUGUUUCUGCCGCAACUGCCUGGUACAGAUGUGUGUGCAGGCACAGCCCGCCGGGGAAGAGAACGCCUGGCGCCGGAACCGACUGAGGAUUGAACUCAAGAUGUUGCGCAACGACCCCCCGGAAGGUAUAGCGGCGACCCCUCUGGACCCCAAGUGUUGUCACUGGCAGGCCAGCGUCACCGGACCCAUCGGGUCCCCAUACGAGGGAGGGGUCUUCUAUCUCUACAUACAAGUGCCAUACGCGUACCCAAUGAGUCCACCAGUGGUACGGUUCCUGACCCGCAUAUUACACCCGAAUAUCUCCCGGCACGGCGACGUGGGCAUCGACUCCGUCCACCACAACUGGUCGCUCGCACUCACCAUCAGCAAGGUGCUCAUCUCCAUACAGAGCCUGCUCACUGACCCGUAUACUGCGGUUUGCAUGGAACCAGAACUAGGGGAAAUGUACGUACGUGACAGACCUCGCUUCGAAGCUCUUGCAAGAAACUGGACGUGGAGAUAUGCCAUGCACGACAUUCUUUCAUACUGA
Spodoptera littoralis (African cotton leafworm) is the source of this 1656-nucleotide messenger RNA. NCBI's taxonomy places the organism in Eukaryota, Metazoa, Arthropoda, Insecta, Lepidoptera, Noctuidae. The record is from the annotation of a GenBank genome assembly.